AUGGAAACGAUUGAAGAAAUUCAAGGUGAGCCUCGCUCUGACCCGACACCACCAGAUGCCAGACCUCCUGAAGCCAAGACGAGAUCAACAACUGCAGUGCUGCAAAAUCCACUGGCCAACAUGACGCAUGACGAAUUGGUCGCGGAUGCAGAGAACUUCGCCCAGGAUAAGGGAUUGGACAGCUACAGGCCGUGGUUUUCCAAAGGCGCACUCAUAGCCAAGGUCAUCAACACGCCGAAAGGAUACGAGGCGAUAGAGGAGUUGACCGAGGAGGAUAAGGAGCUCCUGAGGAACGAAGAUGAACAUCGUUGGACGUCUCAGCCAAAGAUGCUUUACUUCCUCUGCGCUUUGUGUGCGGGCUGCGCUAUUGUGCAGGGCAUGGAUCAGACAGUCAUUAAUGGUGCACAGUACUUCUACUUUGAAGAGUACAACAUCAAAGAUAGAGCGCUGCAAGGUCUGACAAAUGGCGCACCGUAUGCCUCUGCUGCCCUCAUCGGAUGUUGGCUCAACGCCCCCUUGAACAGAUACUUUGGCCGUCGAGGAACCAUCGCCUUUUCCUGUCUCCUGGCUUUCGUCACGGGAAUAUGGCAAGCUGCUGCUAACAGUUGGAUAUGUCUAAUCAUUGCACGCUUCACCCUCGGACUUGCAGUUGGCGCCAAAUCAAGUACCACUCCCGUAUAUGCAGCUGAAUGUGCACCCAAGGCAAUCCGAGGCGCCUUGACCAUGAUGUGGCAGAUGUGGACGGCCUUCGGCAUCAUGCUCGGCUUUGCUUCCUCUUUAGCUUUUCAGAAUCUCGAAUGGCCGAACCAGUACGCACCCUGGAGAUGGAUGAUUGGUUCAACAGCUCUUCCACCAUUGAUUGUUGGUACUCUGGUCUUCCUUCUCCCCGAGAGUCCGCGUUGGUAUAUGGAUAGGGGAGAUUUUCAGAAGGCAUACCUUUCGCUUAGGAAGCUUCGUCGGGCCGACCUCCAAGCUGCCCGGGAUCUCUAUCUCGCUUGGAAGUUCUUGGAGGUUGAGCAAAAGUCCAAAGAAGGCCGUAAAACGUUGAAGGAACUCUUCACAGUACGGAGGAACUGGAGAGCUGCGCAGUCUUCGUGGUUCUGUAUGCUCAUGCAGCAGUUCUGUGGCGUUAAUGUAAUCGCAUAUUACAGCACAAAGAUCUUUACAGAUGCAGGAUACACUCGAUCUCAAGCCCUCCUGGCCUCAUUCGGUGGCGGCGCCAUCAACUGGAUCUUUGCCCUGCCUGCAAUUUGGACUAUUGAUACCUUUGGUCGUCGUAACCUCCUGUUAGUUACGUUCCCCAUGAUGAGUGCUUGCCUGUAUUGGACCGGCUCAUGCUUCGGGAUUGAAGACAACGGCCUUCGCCUUCCUCUCAUCGCCACCAGUAUUUACAUCUUCAUGGCCGUUUACUCACCUGGUCUCGGUCCUGUUCCCUUUACAUAUAGCGCAGAGGCAUUCCCCUUGCAUAUCCGGGCUCUUGGUAUGGCCUCAGCAACAUCGAUCACCUGGGCAUUCAACUUUUUACUCAGCUUUACGUGGCCUAUGUUGGAAAAGGCAUUCAAACCAUCGGGCGCCUUUUAUUGGUACGCGACGUGGAACGUGGUCGGAUUCGUGUUUACGUAUUUCCUGCUCCCAGAGACGAAGGCACUGUCGCUGGAGGAACUGGAUAUCGUGUUUAGCGUCCGGAAUCGUGAUCAUGUUCGACACUAUUCCAAGCGAAUGGGAUGGUACGCAAAGAGGCUCGUGGGCCGAAGCCCGGAUCCCAUGCCACCGUUAUAUGAGUUGGAGAAUUCUACGGUUGGAUCGGUGUCCGAAGUGGCAGCCAAGCAGACCAAUGACUCGGCUGUUUAA
Fusarium subglutinans is the source of this 1851-nucleotide messenger RNA. Its product is annotated as myo-inositol transport ITR1. The record is from RefSeq and is a predicted model, not a curated record. Gene Ontology annotation, biological process: transmembrane transport. The transcript is spliced from 3 exons. Gene Ontology annotation, cellular component: membrane. Gene Ontology annotation, molecular function: myo-inositol:proton symporter activity. The coding region runs from base 1 to 1851 and encodes 616 amino acids. Lineage: Eukaryota; Fungi; Ascomycota; Sordariomycetes; Hypocreales; Nectriaceae.